This is a messenger RNA of Gracilinanus agilis (Agile Gracile Mouse Opossum), 1083 nucleotides long. It is a transcript of the gene ADHFE1, whose product is annotated as alcohol dehydrogenase iron containing 1. The record is from RefSeq and is a predicted model, not a curated record. Gene Ontology annotation, cellular component: mitochondrion. Lineage: Eukaryota; Metazoa; Chordata; Mammalia; Didelphimorphia; Didelphidae. Gene Ontology annotation, molecular function: metal ion binding; alcohol dehydrogenase (NAD+) activity. The coding region runs from base 17 to 517 and encodes 166 amino acids. The transcript is spliced from 5 exons.
CGAGGCAAAGUCAAACAUGCACUUGGCAAGUGCUUUUGCUGGUAUUGGCUUUGGAAAUGCUGGUGUUCAUCUUUGCCAUGGGAUGUCUUACCCAAUUUCUGGUUUAGUGAAGACAUAUAAAGCAAAGGAUUAUAAUGUGGAUCAUUCUUUGGUGCCCCAUGGCCUUUCUGUGGUACUCACAUCCCCAGCAGUAUUUACCUUCACAUCCCAAAUGUUUCCUGAGCGGCACUUAGAGACAGCAAAGAUUUUGGGAGCCGACGUCCGCACUGCCAAAAUCAAAGAUGCCGGGCUUAUUUUGGCUGACACGCUCCGGAAAUUUUUAUUUGAUCUGAAUGUUGACGAUGGCUUAGCCGCCAUUGGUUAUUCCAAAGCUGAUAUCCCGGCGCUGGUCAAAGGCACGCUGCCUCAGGCACUCUGCUGUUCACUAGAGAUGCAAACUCCAGAUAUGUGGGGUGACUUCAAGGGAGGAGCGGAGGGUGAUGCCAAGGAUGUGAGCUUGGGCGACUGGGACUACUGAUGCUCCCGAUAAUAAUAAUAAGAUCGUUGAGGAGCAGGCGAGGUUUAGGGGGAAAGAUAACGAGUCUUGUUUGAGAUUCCUACAGGACAUCUGCUCACUAUGUCCAAAAUAGAACUGGUCAUGAAGUAGAGAUCAUGGUGGAGACCAGGGUUAUUUUAUAGAUCUAGAAAGCAUCUCCAAAGCAAAAGUCAUUAAUGGAACUCAUUGAAGCUCCUGAGAGCACCAACCAAGAUUUUCCAAGGAGAAGAAAAGAGGGUUCAGACACCCGUUUUGAAUCAGCAUGGCAUGGAUGAAGAGCUAGCAAAGGACCCUAAGAAGUCAUGGUCAGAUAGGUUAGAGGAGACCCAGGAGACAGAAAGUUCACCAAAAAAAAACAAAAAACAAAACAAAACAAAAAAAAAACAACCCUAAAAAACAGAGUCGCAAGGAGGAAAAGGUGAUCAACAUUGUCAAUAGCUUUAGUCAGGGAGGAGGAUUGAGAAAAACAUCAUUAGGUUUGGCAAGGGAUCACUGGUGACUUUGGAGAGAGCAGUUUCAAUUAAAGGUUAGAAGUGAGAAACUUUCAU